Molecule: messenger RNA, 2829 nt
Organism: Trametes versicolor FP-101664 SS1
Lineage: Eukaryota; Fungi; Basidiomycota; Agaricomycetes; Polyporales; Polyporaceae
Exons: 14
Coding region: 1-2829 (942 amino acids)
Source: RefSeq, a predicted model, not a curated record
AUGGCAUCUGCAUCAGGCGUCGAACAGGAUGGUAAGGUCAAUUUGAUAGAGAACGCUUCUCCUUCCACCACGAUCCGUAUUGGUCCCCCUGGACGAGGUACGAAACGGUUGAAAAUCAAAACGGAGGGCACGAAGAGUAAAGCCGAUAACUCAAGCGAAGCGGCAGGCACAAAACGCUCGACGAAAUCGCCAGCAAAGACAGCGCGGGGCAAGAGCAAGUCUAACUCCGUCGCACGUAAAGACAGACAUCGCGCCAAACGUGUGGAAUGGACGUCUGCGGCUUACAAGAAGCCUUUGCAGUUCUUACAAUAUCGGCAUGCCGGUUACAAGGCUCUUCCCGAGGGUACUCUUCGUGUUCAGUAUGCGAGGACUGCAGGCAAGAGAUUGCUGGAACUUUUUUCAUUCGACACUCACGAUGAUCAGCAAAUCGUGAACGCCGUCGUCAACUGGUUUCAAAACCAUAGGGAUCAAGAUUUCCCUGGCGUCGAACUGUUGAGCGACGAUGAAGUUGAUCUAUCUGAUGGUGGACUCGACAGUGACGUGGAUGAAAAUGUAGACCAGCUCGAGCACGAUGAUGCGGCCAACGACGACGCGGACGCAAACGGUGACGAGGACGCGAACAUGGAUUCUGGCCGACGCGACGUGCAAAGCCAUCGUCAACGGAAGGUAGAGCGCCACCGGUAUGUCGACAAGGACGGCGUCACGACGCGCGAAGCCCAGCAGCAGAGCGACGUCCAAGACGACAGCGUCCCUCACAACGUUAUCGCUGAAAAUAGCGACGACGUCCGCCGCAAUGACAUGCAACGUAGUGUCAACCUGCAGAGCGACGGCGACGUUUGCAAGGAUGGCACGUUGCCCAUGGAAGAUGAUCGCGGCAGCGUCGUCGAACGAAACGAAGUUAACGCUUCCGUGAAUGACGACUUCAACGAUACUCAGGAUCAGAGCGCGAUGCAUGCUGGUGACCCUACCGAGGUGGAUAGUCGGUGCUUCAGCCAGCAGCCAAAGCUUAGUAGAAUUGUGCGGAACGCGCUUGUCAAUAUACCAGGCAUCAAGUCCAACAACACAGGGAUGACCAUCAUGCACGUGAAGUACGCUUACCGUGACCAACUCGGCAACAUCCAUUUCGACGAGCUCUCUGUCGGCAGCAGCGUGAACGACGCGUCAUAUGAAGUUUUUGAAGGAGGGACGGGUCGUGAAGAACGAUCUCGAUGGGAGCGGUUCGUACAAAUGGAGCUUCCAAAUUACCCUCGGAAGCGAGACGAACGUCUCGAAUACGAUAACGGAGGGCGUCCCAUACUUCCGGAGUGGAAAGACGACUGGACAAGAACAAGCAGCGCGGCGGUGUUGUUGGCAUACUUGAAGGAGAUGUGGCAAUACGCCUACAACGGUUAUGCUCCCUCGGAGCUCGACAUGCAGUUGUUGAAAAGUGCACCGCAGACACUCCUUCCCCGUUCCUGGUGCAGUAAGAACAUCGAAGAUCCAACACAAAUGCAGAUUGUCGAUCUCGUUGAGCUCCACACGAACAUCGUCCGCGCUCAGUUCACCGAUGAUGCGUUCAUGUUUACCCCAAACAGACAGGACGACAACAUCGUGAGUAUUGCGAUCGCGCUUAUAGAUGUUCCAAUUAUGCUUACGUAUUUCAUCAUUUGGCGCAGAAGCAUCAGGGACGUCACCGACUACCAGAAGAUCCUCGACAGGGAGGAAGUCACCGCGACGACGUCUCUAGAGAUCCAUCCGUUGAGCAUGGCACGCAGGGCAACAACGCAGCUCGAAGAGGUCAUUCCGGAGACGUCGUCUCUGAAGAUGUCGGUCCGCACCACAGACUCUCGCAGGAUAACUACUCGUAUGGUAUGUCACGCAGCCACACCCAGCACCACAGCGGCUUUGUAUACGACAACCCUGCACGACACGGACAUGCCAACCACGGUCAGCAUUGGGGAUAUCACACGCAGGACGGUCGCGGUCCUUCUCAACGUGGUCCAGAGCGAGACGCGUAUAACGUGGACCCCUUUCCCCGGUCGCGGUUAUUCAGAUGACGCGCGUCACGAAAACACCUACACUGGCAACAACUACGGAUGGGAUGACCAGGUCGGCAAUAGCUAUCAACAUGACGAUCAAGCUCAACGCAGGUACGAGCGCGAGUCGGAGAGAUUCGGUCGCAACCACGUCUACCAGGACUCUCGCCAGCGUGACUCUUAUAACCGCGAAAUGUCAUAUUACGGUGGUCCAGAAGGAGUGACUAGUUCUUCUGAGGCCCUUCAAGAUCGAUCGACAACUACGUCAAACGUGUACACGGACGAGCGACGUUACGGCAGUUCCUUCAUGGGCAUGGCCAUCAACGAGACAGGCGACGGAGCGCAUGUUCCUCAGCCGGAAGAGGAGUACAACGUUAACAACGUCAACGCGACUAGAGAGCCCACAGAUGCUGGAAGCCAAACGCACAACACAACGACUCUAUUCAGCUCCGAAUCAACGACGUCGAGUACCCAGAAGCCAUCCCCGGACAACGCCGCGGUUAUCUCCAGAGGCAUACCGCAGGUCACCAAUGCCAUUGACACUGACGAAUCGGUGACAAAGCGCAAGAACGCGGAGGACGACGAAGAUCAGCACUCUGCCAAGAGACAACGUCUGCGACUUAGCAGUGUGUCUAGGACGGACACGCCGCAGCCGUCGGUGCAUGACGCGCAACAGCGAGUAGAAGUCCGAGACGAGCCCUUCAUCGAGAGUAGCGUGACUUCGCGAGUGGUGUCUCCGAAAAGCUCUGAUGCAAAGCGCGUAGACGGCACAGGUGUGGAUGAUGGAGCUGUCGCCAACACGGACAAGAUAUGA